ACCGAUUGUUCGCACAGAAACAACAACAAAUAAACAUAUGACGUUUGUCAUAACCUCAACAAUACAAAAAAAUUGCAUACGAAUGUGGCAAAAGCACAGACGGAAAACAGAGAGCUGUCUGGUGUGCGACCAAAAAUUGUUGUUGUGAUACCAAUUGCAUAUACUUCACAGGAAAAUUGUGUACAUUUAUUAUUGGAAAUUAUUAAAAUCGCAUAUACAAGUUUUAAGUACAAAAUAUAAACGAACAAUUGUGAAUUUGUUGCAAGUUUUCGUUAAGUGCCAAACAAACGUGUUGAAAUUAGGCGAAAGAAAAUGGUUAAAACUAAAAAGGGCAAGAAAGAGAUAGUAACCAAUGUGGCAGGAGCAGCCUCAUCUGGUGAUGAAAAUGAAACGGAAGCACAAACGAUUUUGGAGUCUGACACUGACCAGGAUAAUGUGAGCAGCAAAAAUAAGAAGAACCAACAGAAGCAGUCGAAAAAGAGUAAAAAAAAUAGAAAAGACUCAAUUGAUGAUGCAGAAGGUGAAGUGGGAAGUAUAACGUCAGCAGUAAAAAAUAUGGAUUUAAAAACUAAAACUAAAGGAAAGCAAGCUCAAAAGAAUAAAGAGGAGCUUUCUGAAAAGUCGGAAGAUGAUAAUGGCGAUGAAGAUUUAACAACUAAGGGAAAAAAUAAGAAAGGUAAAAAAAAAGCCGCUCCGCAGAAAUCUGCAUUUGAGCUUUUAAUGGACGACGACGAUGACGAUGAUAAUGAUUUGGAACCUCAAGUGCAAGAAAGCGAUCAUGAUGAUACUGAAGAAGAAACUAAAACGAAUGAUAAGAAAAAUAAAAAUACAAAUAAAAAAGGAAAAAAAGCUAAACGAAAAGGUAAAGACGAUGAUGAUGAAGAUUUAGAUAAAGUAUUAGCUGAACUACAAGCGGAAUAUGCUGACGAAAAGCCGGAAUCAACUCCAGCAGCGGUUGUAUCUCCCGAUGAUUGGGCUGAUGAGGAAUUUAAUAAAAAGAAGAAUAAAAAAGCACAAAAAGUAAAGCAGCAAACUACAGAGGAUUUAGCAGCUGAUGAAUUAAAUGAUGAGGAUGCUGGUGAAAAUGAAGGUGGCACUGUAAAAACAGCUGCACAAAAGAAAAAGGAGAAAAAGGAACGACAAAAACGUGAAGCUGCUUUGGCGAAACAACGUGCCGCCCAGGAGCCAAAACAACACCAACCACCUGCUGUGGCGGAAGAUAAAAUUGUAGAGGAGCAAAUUGAAGAUGUGCCAGUAAUGUCAGUCAGUAAUGAAAACGAUACCGAAGCUCAAAAAGCUGAUGAAACUGAAACGCCAAUCACUCAAGAUGAGGACGGUAGUAAGGCUGCAGCCAAAAAUAAAAAAAAGUCCAAAAAAGAUAAGAAGGCUGAGGAAGAGGAGAGCAAAAAGGAUAGUAAGAAGAAAGGUGUAUCAGCGGCAAUGGUGGCUGCUAUGCAGGAACGCUUAAAAAAAAUUAAAGAGGAAGAAGAACGUCAAAGGCAAUUAGAAGAAGAGCGCAUAAGACAAGAAGACGAGCGUGAACGUUUGCGGUUGGAAGCGAUACGUUUAGAAGCGGAGAGAAAAGAGAAAAAAAAGCAAAAAGAAGCUGAGCGUAAAGCACGUCUGAAAGCUGAAGGUAAACUUCUUACCAAAAAACAAAAAGAGGAACGCGCGCGUGCGCAGGCUAUGUUGGACGCACUCAAAGCACAAGGGCUCGAAAUACCAGAUCCCGCAGAGAAAAGACCUGCUAGACCUGGUACACGUAUACGUCCAAAAAAGAAGGGACCAGGUAAUAAAGAAGAGCAAACUGAUACGACAGCAAAAACGGAAGAAGAUAUAAAUACUGCUACCGAAUCGCAAAAGGAAGAAGAAAAAGUAGAGAUUGUUAAAGAAUCAUGGGAUGUAAGUGAUAGCGAGGGUGAUGUUAAUGGCGAUGAAGAACAAUCUCAAGCUACUAGUAAUAAUGAGGAAAAAUCAAAUGAAGACGCGCAAGAAGGUGCAGAUGAAGAAGAAGCUGAUUCUGAAGAUGAAGACUCAGAGAGUGAAUCUGACGAUGAAAGUGAAUCUGAAAAGGAAGAAGAAGACGCAUUUAAUCCCAAUGAUCCAGAAGCCAGACGUUUACGUGCUGAAGCACGUAUCAUUAAACGACAAGAAGAUGCUGAAAAGCAACGAACAACAGACGAUCUAAGAGCCGCCGUUGUUUGUGUGUUAGGACAUGUCGAUACUGGUAAAACAAAAAUUUUGGAUAAACUGCGACGCACACAUGUACAAGAUUCAGAAGCCGGUGGUAUAACACAACAAAUAGGCGCUACGAAUGUACCUAUUGAUGCAAUAAAAGAACAGUCAAAAAUUGUACGUAAUGGAGCUGAAUUUGAGCACAAAUUGCCUGGUCUAUUAAUUAUUGACACACCUGGGCAUGAAUCUUUUAGUAAUUUGCGUAAUCGCGGCUCGUCUCUAUGUGACAUUGCAAUUCUAGUAGUUGAUAUAAUGCAUGGUCUAGAACCACAAACUAUUGAAUCAAUCAAUUUGCUCAAAAAGAAAAAAUGUCCAUUCAUAGUUGCACUUAAUAAAAUUGAUCGUUUAUAUGAUUGGAAAGUGAUGGCACGACGUGAUAUACGUGAUGUAUUAAAGGAACAGCAACCCAAUACAAUGCUUGAAUUCGAGCAACGUGCCAAGGAAGUAAUAUUGCAAUUUGCCGAACAGGGCUUAAAUGCAGCGCUCUUCUAUGAAAAUCCAGAUCCCAAGACUUAUGUGUCAUUGGUGCCCACAAGUGCUAUAACGGGUGAAGGUAUGGGUAAUUUACUAUUUUUAAUAGUUGAAUUUUGUCAAAAGAUGUUGGCUAAACGUUUGAUGUACUCUGAGGAACUGCAAGCAAUCGUGCUUGAAGUGAAGGCCAUACCUGGUCUUGGUACAACUAUUGAUGCAAUACUUAUCAAUGGUAAACUACGUGAGGGACAAACUAUGAUUUUAGCUGGUACGGAUGGUCCCAUAGUUACUCAAAUACGAUCAUUGCUAAUGCCACAGCCAAUGAAAGAAUUGCGUGUGAAGAAUGCUUAUGUCGAGCAUAAAGAAGUAAAGGCUGCUCAAGGUGUUAAAAUUGCUGCUAAAGAAUUAGAAAAAGCUAUUGCUGGCAUAAAUCUUUUAAUAGCACACAAACCUGAUGAAGUAGAAAUAUGCAGGGAAGAAGUUGCUAAAGAACUUAAGAGUGCACUUAGUCAUAUAAAACUAGCUCAAACUGGAGUUUACGUACAAGCAUCUACAUUGGGUUCUUUGGAAGCACUUUUGGAAUUUCUACGUACUUCUAAAAUUCCGUUACCAAUUAUAAAUCCUUAA
This is a messenger RNA of Teleopsis dalmanni, 3333 nucleotides long. RefSeq names its product eukaryotic translation initiation factor 5B (gene eIF5B). The coding region runs from base 313 to 3333 and encodes 1006 amino acids. Gene Ontology annotation, molecular function: GTPase activity; GTP binding; translation initiation factor activity. The transcript is spliced from 6 exons. Lineage: Eukaryota; Metazoa; Arthropoda; Insecta; Diptera; Diopsidae. The record is from RefSeq and is a predicted model, not a curated record.